This is a messenger RNA of Mycena indigotica, 492 nucleotides long. Its product is annotated as Nickel/cobalt efflux system. Gene Ontology annotation, biological process: nickel cation transmembrane transport. Gene Ontology annotation, cellular component: plasma membrane. The record is from RefSeq and is a predicted model, not a curated record. NCBI's taxonomy places the organism in Eukaryota, Fungi, Basidiomycota, Agaricomycetes, Agaricales, Mycenaceae. Gene Ontology annotation, molecular function: nickel cation transmembrane transporter activity. Bases 1 to 492 code for a protein of 163 amino acids. The transcript has 5 exons.
AUGCAACUCACCUUGUUCGGUCGUUCAAUUCUACUUUUGGGAUCGUUAGUGGUGGUCAACGCAUCUGCCUGGACUGCCGCUGGCAUACUCUUUGGCCGCACCUCCAUUCUCAGUCUUGCCUUAUUAGCUUGGACAUUGGGAUUGAGGCAUGGUCUGCUCAUGCUCUCCUCGCUUUCUUGCACUUACGUAUCAUUAGCUCUUGACGCCGAUCACAUUAGUGCAAUCGAUAAUGCAACCCGGGGAUUAUUGGGCAUGGGUCAACUCCCUGUAACCUGUGGUCUCUACUUCUCCCUUGGACACAGCACUAUUGUCGUAGCGGUGACAGUCGCUUUAGCCGUAUCAUCUUCGAUCUAUAGUCGCCUCGACGGUGUGGGAAAUGUUGGCGGCAUCAUUGGUGCUGCUGUGAGCGGUACAUUUCUCUUUAUCGUCGGACUUGCAAACUCGAUUAUUCUGUGGCGAAUCAUUCGGCAGAGACGACGGGUGAGUCCUUGA